AUGGACUCUCCAACCACCUGCUAUGACGUCCUCAUCCUCGGGGAUGGUCCCGCCGGCCUGUCUGCCGCCCUCACUUUGGCUCGCGGCGAUCGUUCUGCUAUCCUCCUAAGCUCGGGAUCCUACCGCAAUCGCGGCGUGGCUGCUCUCCAUAGUGUCCUUGGCCACGAUGGCGAGAGCCCCGAGCAGUUUCGCGCUGGAGCUCGAGAGCAGCUGCGGCAGAAGUACCCAAACAUCGUGAUGGCCGAAGGAGAGAUGAUUGUGCAGGCACGCCAAGUCGACUUCUCUUAUCAGGGGCGCAGCCUAAAGGGCUUCCGCUUACAAUCGGCGGGAGGCAGAUCUUUCUAUGGGCGCAAGCUGAUCUGGGCGGCCGGGGCUCGUGAUUGUUUCCCAGAAGAUGUGCCUGGCUCUGCUGCCUGCUGGCCAUCUCAUAUCCAUCACUGUCUCUUUUGUGAUGGGCUGGAGCAGAUCCGAGAGCGGCCAGAAGCGGGCGUGGCCGUGUUGGCAUAUCCCUGGAAACCCAUCUAUGGCUACUUGGCCAUGCAGGUGGCGUCGUUACAGCCUGCUCGAGUCGUCGUUUUGACCAAUGGCGAUAUACCUGAGCACGAGCAAGAGGCUGUGGAUAAGGCGUUGCGACUCGCCCGCGGCGUUGGCUGUACCGUCGAGAAUCGCCGAAUCUCACAGCUUCGCCUCUCUGAUUCCACUGAAUCUAGCCUGGUGACGGUGGAUUUCACUGAUGGGUCUCACGACGAGUUUGUAUUCCUCAUCAACAAGCCUAAAACCGAUAUCACCUCUCGAGGGCUCGUCGAGCAGUUGGGACUCGAGCUUGAGGAUACGCCGCACCUCGGAACCAUCAUCAAGCGUCGUGAGCCCUGUGGCGAGACGAACAUUCCGGGCCUCUACGUGAUUGGUGAUGCAGGAACACACGCCAAGCAGAUUGUGAUAGCCAUGGCGCAGGGCGGGUAUGCGGUGGAUAGCUUGUGGGGGGAAUUGCUUACAGAGGAUGCUGAAAGGAAGAUCCAGGAGGCGGGAGGCGGUGCUGGUGUAUAGCUCUCAGAGUAGCUGGAGAGUGAUAGUCUGGC
Messenger RNA from Trichoderma asperellum CBS 433.97, 1079 nucleotides. RefSeq lists its product as uncharacterized. Gene Ontology annotation, molecular function: thioredoxin-disulfide reductase (NADPH) activity. Lineage: Eukaryota; Fungi; Ascomycota; Sordariomycetes; Hypocreales; Hypocreaceae. The record is from RefSeq and is a predicted model, not a curated record. Gene Ontology annotation, biological process: cell redox homeostasis.